Messenger RNA from Ananas comosus (pineapple), 1345 nucleotides. Its product is annotated as transmembrane protein adipocyte-associated 1 homolog. The record is from RefSeq and is a predicted model, not a curated record. Gene Ontology annotation, biological process: G protein-coupled receptor signaling pathway. Gene Ontology annotation, molecular function: G protein-coupled receptor activity. Gene Ontology annotation, cellular component: plasma membrane. NCBI's taxonomy places the organism in Eukaryota, Viridiplantae, Streptophyta, Magnoliopsida, Poales, Bromeliaceae. The transcript is spliced from 6 exons. The coding region runs from base 269 to 1192 and encodes 307 amino acids.
UUCUUCCCACCUAGCCUUUUCUUUUCUUUUCUCUGUGUUCGUGUCAUUUGACCACACACGCACAUUAAGGAAAGCGCGAAAGGGAUUCAGGGUCGGGGUUAAGGCUUCGUCUACGCGAAUCUCCUCUCUCUUCUUUCCAAUUUCUCUCUCGCAAAUCCACGAUCAAUCCUAGCUAGGGUUUACGCUGGUCGAGUUCUUCGGAUUCGAUCGGUUCCCAAGCGCUAGGGUUCCCUUGUGAUAUGCCUCUCCUCCCUUCGCGGCGGCGGAGAUGAGGCAGUUGGAGCAGCUCACCGGGAUCCCGCUCUCGAUGUCGCCGGACGCAACAGUUCCGGCCUUCGGAGGCGGCGGAGAAGGCGGCGGCUCCGCCCUCUCGUGGUGGUUCGUCGAGUGCCAUGGGAUCUGGCACAACCUCGCCCUGAUCCUGCUCUCGGCGCUCUUCGUCGCCUACCUCUCUUCCCAGGCGCGGAAGAGCUACGCCAAGCUCACCUAUGGCCGAUCAUACAUCAUGAUCGCGUACUACGCCCUACUCUGGGCCGUUAGCCUUCUCAAUCUCCUAUGGUGCGUCCUCCAGGCGUGGCAAUGUACACCUAGCAAGGAGUUCUCUUGGAAUAUGCUGUCGUUGUUUUCAAAAUCGGGGAUGUUGUUUCUGGAAAUUAGCAUCAUGGCCUUUCUACUUCAAGGAAAUCAUGCUGGUGGUUUGGAAGCUUUAACGCGAACAUUUGUUGUCUCUGGAGUUAUAGUUGCAGCAGAUAUAUUACUCAAGGCUAUAUAUGUAUUUGGCUUUGGUGUUCCAUUGUUCCUCGAUGCCAAUGAAUCAGCAAAUCGUGUGAAAUGGGGUUUGUGGAUUGUCCAUAAGCUGUUGCUCACUGCAGUCUAUGGCUUCAUUUUGUUCAUGCACCACUCCAAAUGGAGAGAGAGACUACCAGCAAAACCAGCAUUCUACAAGUACAUCUGCGUGAUGUUCGUAUUAAAUGCCGUAUCGCUAUUCGCCUGCAUUCUUGUUGGAAAUGGAGCUGGGUUUGGCUCCUGGUUGUAUAAUCUCACAACAGUAUGCUACCACGCACUUUAUCUUCCAUUCUUGUAUGUGACAUUCCUAGCUGACUUUUUCCAGGAGGAGGAUUUUCGGUUGGAGAAUGUAUAUUACUCUGAGAUGAAAGAUGCUGGUUUUUUUGAUGCUGAUUGGGACUACUAAUGCAAUACUAUGACUGUAUGGUCGCUCUAAUGUAAAUGUGCAUACCAUGGUUUUUUUUUUUUUCCCCUUCUUUUUUCCUUUUUUGGUGUGUGUAUGUUACACUGGAUCAUGUUUUAGUGCAAUUUUAUGAUAUCAAUGACCUUAUUAAUCUCU